Messenger RNA from Bipolaris maydis ATCC 48331, 273 nucleotides. RefSeq lists its product as uncharacterized. Lineage: Eukaryota; Fungi; Ascomycota; Dothideomycetes; Pleosporales; Pleosporaceae. The record is from RefSeq and is a predicted model, not a curated record.
AUGCGCCUCUCAAACCUCACCUUCUUCACCCUCACUACCCUCUCCUUCGCAUCCCCCCUCCUCUCCCCCCGCCAAGCCCCAGAAUCAUCCAUCGAAUCCCUCCUAACCACUCUCUUCGCAACCGUCCAAACCUACACCGGCGCAAUAAAUGCCACCCUAGCCCCACUCACCCCUUCCUCCCCGUUGCUAGAAAAAGCAGCAGCAAUCCCGCAGAUCGCGUCUCAAAUCACAAAAAUCACGCUAGCUAUCCAGUCCACUGCCGCUGAAAUACGU